AUGGCCAAUAUCGCCCGCCCUGCCGACAAGUCCGUCCCCUAUUACCCCGUGUCGAGUCUAGCCGGUGAUGGAUGGACUUCCGACGACGAAGCCACGGCUACAUGCUACUGUGGCUCUGUUCAGCUAGCCUUUCCUCUGAAAAAACCUGGCCUUGUCAAUACUUUCUUAUGCCACUGCGCCGACUGCCAUAAGAUCACGGCUACUAUGUUUGCUACAAGCUUCACUGUCAAGAACGAUGCCAUUCGUUGGCUCCGUGGGAAGGAGACUUUGACAAAACUGGCUCAGUCAAAGACAAUUCCGACCGGACACGUGAUGACAAACCACUUUUGUCCGAAAUGCGGGACGCUGAUGGCGCGGGACAGCUCGGGCUUCCCGGAUGUAUCCUUCCUCCGUCAAGGAACGGUAGACAAUUUCAGUUUGACCGAUGGACAGAUGCACCCCGAGCUUGAGAUUUUCGUCAAGCAACGAGCAGACUGGAUUAAGCCGCUUCCGGGCGCAAAGCAGUUUGAGGAGAUGUGGACCUAG
Messenger RNA from Cyphellophora europaea CBS 101466, 525 nucleotides. RefSeq lists its product as uncharacterized. NCBI's taxonomy places the organism in Eukaryota, Fungi, Ascomycota, Eurotiomycetes, Chaetothyriales, Cyphellophoraceae. The transcript is spliced from 2 exons. The record is from RefSeq and is a predicted model, not a curated record. Gene Ontology annotation, molecular function: carbon-sulfur lyase activity. The coding region runs from base 1 to 525 and encodes 174 amino acids.